GGUGCUAUUCGUGUUAUUGCGAGACCGGAUUUGUUCCAACUGGCUCUUGGCGCAUCCCAAAGUGGUGCCAUUGAACCAAGACGGCUUCGAGAUGGUGGCGUUUCUGCAGAACUCCGGCGGCAUGGCUGUCUGGCUGAAACGCCUCGUCAAAGACCGUGGCGGUUGGAUCGAGGACACCCCAGAGCUCAAGGAGUUCGCCAAGAGGCUUCACCACAAUGGCAAGCCUGUCUUGAAGUUUCCAGAUCUUUUGAAGUCUUUGGAGGAGAAGGACAAGACUUGGAUUAGCUGGCAAGGGAAGCCGAAGAAGUGUCCCCACUGCGGGCAGGUGCUGGAAUUCUGGGGCAACGGUGCCAUUCGAUUAGACGACGGCUGGUGUUGUUAUGGCUUACGCAGCAAGAACGAGGAUGGCUCCAGAAAUGGCCGCGUUUGUGCCGCAGGUCUUCACCUGAGUCGGAAGCAGCACUUGGGCCGGCAGCGCUACCACUGCACUCGCUGCGCUGACCGCGCGAGCGAGGAGGAGCUCGCACCGGGGGAUAUGUGCGGUGUUUGUGCGCGUGGGGGGAGGGCGUACUACAUCGCCAGCCUUCUGAAGACGCUGAAUCAACUGCCCAUUUGGAGAACUUUGCUGAUGAAGGCGAUCAAGGAGUUCAUUUCCGACACGGGGCCGCUGCUGGCCACUUGACACGGUCCCAGGCAGUCCAGAGAUUGCUUGGGCGAGCACCACCGGCUGAGAACAGGUCACAGGAGGAAUUUGUGCAUUGAUCCCACCAGAAAUUGCAGAAGGUUCUUUGUUCACAAAAUUGGAACCAUGGCAGUGAACAGUCCCUGAAAGCAACCCUUGGCGAGCUGGAUAAUGCCG
Durusdinium trenchii is the source of this 859-nucleotide messenger RNA. NCBI's taxonomy places the organism in Eukaryota, Dinophyceae, Suessiales, Symbiodiniaceae. The record is from the annotation of a GenBank genome assembly.